This is a messenger RNA of Hyaloscypha bicolor E, 1545 nucleotides long. RefSeq lists its product as uncharacterized. The transcript is spliced from 2 exons. Bases 1 to 1545 code for a protein of 514 amino acids. Lineage: Eukaryota; Fungi; Ascomycota; Leotiomycetes; Helotiales; Hyaloscyphaceae. The record is from RefSeq and is a predicted model, not a curated record.
AUGAGCCCUGCUGUCCAAACCCACUUGAUUAACGAGACCCGCCGACUCGAUCACGAGUUGUCUGAUGCUCAGCGACUCCUUCAGCUCGAGGUCGAUAACGAUUCCAACGCUCGAAAUGCCCUCUACCAACAAAUCGACCAUGCUGAAAAGCAGCUUCAAACUGCACAGGGCGACCGAGAUCGCUAUUGCAUGGAGAGAGACCAGCUCCAACGGACUCUCGACGCUGUCCGAAUGAAGGAGAAGAAGAAUGCUGAGAAAUGGGAGAGAUCCGAGCAAAAGUAUAAGCAACAGAUUGAGGAUUUGCUCAAGCAGGUCACGGUUCAAGAGGAACAACUGAAGGGAAAGCGGGCGUUAUGGCUCGAGUCUAACCCUGGCUCAAGUGCUCGCCGGGAGGCUAUGAACGCAGCCAUGCGUGAUCCGUUCAGCUCACCAUCCGUAAGCCAACGCACAGGUUUCGAUAGUGGUUAUAUGGGCGGCGUUGGUGGAUCCGUCGCAUCGUCUGCAAUUCGAAGCCCUCCACAAAGCUCAUUUGGCCAACCUACCCCGAGCCUGGCUCCUAUCGGCGCUCCGCGUGGCCCUCGCCGCCGAGGUAACCUGCCAACAGGCAGUGCCUUGCCAGCAAAGGUACUUCCCGCUUCCACCUGGACUGAGCCUUCCUCCUUCCGUAACUUCAAGACCGAGCCAUCCACUCCGCCUCUUCCAUCCAUGGCAUUGGUCCCGUUCUCCAACGAAACUGAUCCGGCUCCUCGAUACAAGGCCGAGUUCACAAAGGUCUACGAACUGGUUGAGGGUUGGGUCAAAUCAUAUGCCAAUCUCCCGAACCUGGGUAAUGAUCAGAAGAUCGCCCGAUCCAACAAUGUUCUGUGGGACUUCAUGAUGAACUGCACCUAUCCCGGCCAACGCCAAGAUGCGCACACUCAUGUCAUGACCCUGCUCAAUGAUCCGAACACUCGUUGCUGGUUUGUCAUGAGAAUGGCUAUCACGUACCUCACCAAGGACAUUAUGACUCUCGGUGUUUUCGAUAAGUUCAACCCCGCCACGGACGCCGAGUUUGACGAGGUCAAGAAGAAGCUUCAGGAGCUCCGAGGCCUGGCCACCGAAUCUCGUCAGAAGCUCAUCGAUCAACAAGCUAGAGCGGUCCAAUCUAUCAUUGCGUCUCCAACCUACCAAGACUUCCGGUCAACCCAAAUCAGCUUUCACUCGAAGAAGCUUCGCGAUAUGCUUGGUCCACUCUUAAAUCCUGGCUGCGUUCGUGCGGAGGCGGGGCGAGACCUCGGCGCCAUUGUCAUCAAGGCCUGGGAGCUGUCCGUCAAGAUGUACACCUCUCACCUGACCUUCCAGGUUUACUUCCCUGAGACCGCUGCAAAGUUCAUGGCUGCUACGAUGAUCGCCAAGGACCGUCCCGGAGUCGACGCCAUGCAUCUGCAAAUCAAGCAGACUCGUCUCAAGCUCGUCAUCACCCCCGUCAUUACUUUGCGUGAUGAUCGCGGCACUACCAUCAAGGCCAAGAAUUUGCACUUGUCAACCGUCCUUACCAUGGGAUAG